Molecule: messenger RNA, 624 nt
Organism: Schistosoma mattheei
Lineage: Eukaryota; Metazoa; Platyhelminthes; Trematoda; Strigeidida; Schistosomatidae
Source: the annotation of a GenBank genome assembly
AUGCGCCAUGUUCGAUUUUUGUCUCAAUGGCAAUUUUACCUUGAUCCUGAAGUUAACAUCCCUAUAAACUUUUUUUUACAAGAGCCUUUUUGGGGUAUGUUGAGUUGUACUUCUAAAAUCCUAUAUAGAGACCGCUUCAAAGGUUUUCGAACGUGUAGUGAAUUAUCAAAAAAGGACCAAGAUUUCAACAACGCAGAUAGUUCUAAUCAUGUAUCUAAAUUCGCCGAGAAGAACAAUGUGAAUCGACAAAGCGAACGUAACAUUAUUGAGACAUUUCCUACAAUCGUAUCCAAGCAUAUAGUUUUUUCUGAUUCCGAAGAAAACGAUAAGCAGCCAUUUGCGAUCGCCUUAGAAGAAGAAAAACACCUAAUCGACAAUACUGACGUAAAUUGCUCAUCGAUCAAAAAGCCUCUGCAAUCAAGAAAGUAUUUUACAUCUGUCUCCUACACCUUAAAACAUUUGCUUCAUUCUGACUCGGUUAUAUCGGAAAGUGACUCAUCAUCUGAUUCAAACCAUGAACUCAGAACUCAAAAUUUGUACUUCCAACUGCUAGUUCUCAAGCGACUAAAAGAACUAUUCCAAAUGUUCUCUCCUUCAAUAGUUCAAAAAGUAAUACCAGUGUAG